Molecule: messenger RNA, 957 nt
Organism: Salvelinus namaycush (lake trout)
Lineage: Eukaryota; Metazoa; Chordata; Actinopteri; Salmoniformes; Salmonidae
Product: V-set and immunoglobulin domain-containing protein 1-like
Exons: 7
Coding region: 1-957 (318 amino acids)
Biological process (GO): epithelial cell morphogenesis; maintenance of gastrointestinal epithelium
Cellular component (GO): plasma membrane
Source: RefSeq, a predicted model, not a curated record
AUGGCGCUGCUGUUCAGCAUGAUGGGAUGUGGGCAUUUAAUCACAGUGACGGUUCCCGAGAAAUUUGUGAACGUGACAAAUGGUGAAAGUGCUCUUCUCCAGUGCACGUUUGUUACCACCGUUCAGAACACAAGCGACAUCAUCAUCCAGUGGAGUUUUGAUGCCCAAACCUCCAUUGUGCCACAGCAGGUGUAUUACUCUCAGUCAGGAGAGGAUGUUAUUUCUAAACCGUAUGAAGGCAGGUUGAAGGCUCCCACCUAUCCAACUACUAGCAAUGCCUCAAUAACAAUAAGCAACAUGCAAGUGUCAGAUGCAGGGGCCUACACCUGCGAAGUCCACAACUUCCCUGAUGUCAAUGGGAAGACUGAGGCCACUAUCAUUGUCAACGUUCUUGAGAGGCCAUCUGUGCCCUUCUGUGCUGUCCAUGGUGAUGUGGAGUCUGGUCACCUGGUUACCCUCACCUGCCACAGUGAGCGGGGAAGCCCCACCCCCACCUAUACCUGGAUCAGAGUGGAUCAGGACAAGACCAAGACACCUGUAAUGGGGAACACUGAUCCGAAAAUAGGAUCCUUGUAUUUCAGAAACAUAUCCCAGUUUGAGUUUGGAGAGUAUUGUUGCAGUGCCUCUAACGCUGUAGGAUCUGCUACUUGCACUGUGGAGCUCAACCAUGAGUUAAGAGACGGGGCCAUUGCUGGUGCAGUCAUUGGAGCACUUCUUGGAGCUGUCCUUAUUAUCCUUAUUAUCUGGUACAUGACACACUCCAUGAAGAAGCAGAAAUACAAGGCUUCAAAGGCAACAGAGAUGCAAGCCAUCCCUAAGAGUUCGGCCACAGUGGCAUAUGAAGGCGUCCCUACCAGGGGGAGUGGCCAUCAAGCCUAUGUGACCUCCGGAGGGGUUCCCAUGGCAACAAACAGCCACGUCCAUUCUGACGCUGACGGAGAGAAGGCCGAAGCUUAG